This is a messenger RNA of Pogoniulus pusillus (Red-fronted tinkerbird), 2678 nucleotides long. RefSeq names its product synaptotagmin 17 (gene SYT17). Gene Ontology annotation, molecular function: calcium-dependent phospholipid binding; calcium ion binding; clathrin binding. Gene Ontology annotation, biological process: regulation of dopamine secretion; synaptic vesicle endocytosis; regulation of calcium ion-dependent exocytosis. The transcript has 8 exons. The record is from RefSeq and is a predicted model, not a curated record. Gene Ontology annotation, cellular component: exocytic vesicle; plasma membrane. Lineage: Eukaryota; Metazoa; Chordata; Aves; Piciformes; Lybiidae. The coding region runs from base 210 to 1733 and encodes 507 amino acids.
UAACAAGUUGGCAUCUGAACUCUUGGUGUGGACUCAAUCUGGAGCAAAGACUUCUUUUCCCACUGUGGCAUUGAACUGGAAGAUUUGGAUGUGGUUUGCUGUCAGUAGUUGGUGUAAUUAGAGACAGGUUAUUAGAGGGCAGAAAAUAAGUGGUGGCAUCUGAUACCCCAUUAACAAGGGACAAUGGAGCAGGAUUUUAGUGCUCCAAGAUGGGUUUAAGAAGUUUGUUCAUGGGGAAAAGAACAGAAGGAGCUUGCUGGAGAAGGCCUGAAAACAGGAGAAGCUGGUGCCUGGUCAGGAGACUUCUGCCCCUCAUCUCCAUGUUGGAACCAAUAAAUGAGGGGCUGCUGGCCAGACUCUCGGAUCUCUUGCUGUGCCGGUGGACUUGUAGGAAUUGUUGUCAGAAGUGCUUCGAAUGUAGCUGUUGUCAAACAAAUGAAGAUGAAGUUGAAAUCCUGGGACCUUUUCCUGCUCAGACUCCAGCCUGGCUGAUAAGCAGCCAAAAUGAGGACAAAGAUGGAGACUCGGCUAAUACAAUCAGCGAGCUGCCUCCCACUCUUCAGGAUGCUUCCCCUGACAGGAGGAGGUCAUCCUCAGAUGCAUCACGGUCCACUUACAGCCUCACCAGGCGCAUUUCAAGUUUCGAGUCAAGGAGGCCAAGCUCUCCCUUAAUUGACAUUAAACCUAUCGAGUUUGGAGUCAUAGGAGCUAAGAAAGAAAUAGUCCAGCCAACUGUCCUGCGGAAGAGCUACACCCCGGAUGACUACUUCAGGAAAUUUGAGCCGAGGCUGUACUCCCUGGACUCCAACAGCGACGAUAUGGACUCCCUGACAGACGAGGAGAUCCUAUCCAAGUACCAGCUGGGCAUGCUGCAUUUCAGCACGCAGUACGACCUGCUGCACAACUACCUGAUCGUGAGAGUCAUUGAGGCCAGAGAUCUGCCUCCUCCCAUUUCUUACGAUGGGUCGAGGCAAGACAUGGCUCACUCCAACCCCUACGUGAAGAUCUGCCUCCUUCCCGACCAGAAGAACUCCAAGCAGACCGGAGUGAAGCGCAAAACGCAGAGCCCUGUGUUUGAGGAGAGGUACACAUUUGAAAUCCCCUUUUUAGAAGCCCAGAGAAGAACUCUGCUUUUAACCGUAGUGGACUUUGACAAAUUCUCUCGUCACUGUGUCAUUGGCAAGGUGUCCCUGCCCUUGAGCGAUGUAGACCUCGUGAAAGGCGGACACUGGUGGAAAGCCCUUGUGCCUAGCUCUCAGAAUGAAGUGGAGCUGGGAGAGCUGCUCUUGUCACUAAACUACCUACCCAGUGCAGGAAGACUGAACGUGGACAUCAUCAGAGCAAAGCAGCUUCUUCAGACAGACAUGAGCCAAGGUUCAGAUCCUUUUGUGAAGAUCCAGCUUGUUCAUGGAUUAAAACUAACAAAAACCAAGAAGACCUCCUGCAUGCGCAGGACGAUAGAUCCCUUCUACAACGAGUCCUUCAGCUUCAAGGUUCCCCAGGAAGAGCUGGAGAACGCCAGCCUGGUCUUCACAGUGUAUGGGCACAACGUGAAGAGCAGCAACGACUUCAUUGGGAGGAUUGUGAUCGGGCAGUACUCGACAGGCGCCCCCGAGUCCAACCACUGGCGCCGGAUGCUCAACGCGCACCGGACGGCUGUGGAGCAGUGGCACAGCCUGCGCUCCCGGGAGGAGUGUGACCGUGUCUCUCCUGCGUCCCUGGAGGUGACAUGAGGUGGAGGACCAACAGCAGCCAAGCAGGCAAAUGAGGAGAAAAAGCCCCACUGACCAGAACACCCCAACUCACACCCUCCACGCACCCCACGACAGCUCUGCUGGUUUGAAGCAGCUGCCGGAACGCCACUGGCCAUGCUGACCUCUGUGAGCCAUGUCCCACUGGGCUCUGACCGUUCACCAGUGGCCCGGCUGGCUGGACCCUUUGCUGCUCACACCCAGCGCCGCUCAGCUGUUUGCAUCCUGCCUGGCAGAGCGUGUGGCCGAGUGGUGUGGGCUGCACGUGGGGGUGCCAUGGGAAGUUCUGAGUGGGUGGAGGAGUUUGGAGUUGCCUCCGCUGUCCCUGCCGCCCAAAUCCAUGGCUCAUCGUCUCGGAGAUAUAAGUACCUGUGUGCUCUCAUUGGUGAACGUGGUGUUUAGGCUAGAAUCUCUUUCCAAAUGGUAGAAUCUGUGGUGCAGUCGAUCCUGGCUCCGGUCUUGUCCUUGUCCUAGUUUGAGCAGAGCUAAGCCGCUCUUAGUCCGUGCGUGUGUGCCGGGGCGCGCGCGGCCCCGCGUCUGACUGCUGCGACCUGCUGCUCCCUAGCAGUCUGUGUGUGUCCACUAGCCCCACUCAUGAUAUAGCAGAGCAAACCUUUCCAGUGCCAUUUGUGCCAGGCAAGCCAGCUUGUGUCUCUUCAAACCUGUGCUGUGCAAGAGAAACCAGCCCUGGGGUCUUGUGCGGUUAAGACGGCCCAAACCACAGGAUUUUAACUCCCUCUCAGACUGCAGUGGCUCUUUCUGUGUUGUGUGUUAAGCCAGGUAGUCCUCCAGGCCACCAAGUGAGCUUAGCUAUGGUCGAGCUGUCCUGCUGGCUGCUUCUGUCCGUCUGACGUUUUUCACGGCCUGUUGUCUGGUAUGAUGCAGUCUGCAUAUUUAUUGACAAUAAAAGUCUAACUGUGGCACCGA